AUGAACACAGCACAGGUCAAUGAAAAUGGAAUUUUGAAUGGUGUGAAUGGACACACUCGGGAACAUGGAUUGAAGAUAUUGAUCAUAGGUGCGGGAAUUGGGGGUUUGACCGUAGCCAUUGCACUCAGACAGCAAGGCCACGAAGUUCAUUCUCGGUUCGGAAGCGAGGUGGGUGCUGCGAUCCAUCUCGCUCCAAAUGCCAAUGGAAUCUUGAGGCGUUUGGGAAUUUAUGCUGAAGAAUUCGGUGCAAACCCUAUGCGGAUUAUCACUGAAUACACAGCAGAGAGUGUAGUGAAAAAAAGUCUCAAUCUUGUUGAGCCAAACAAGUUAUGGCAGCACCCGUGGCUGCUAGGCCACCGCGUUGCCCUCGGCACACAAUUGAAAGAUGCAGCGACAACUCCCAACGGCAAAGGAGUACCUGCUCAACUGCGUAAAGGUAGUAGAGUAGUCAAUGUAGAUGCCAUAACCUCCACUGUCAUUCUCGAGAAUGGCGAAGCCAUCAAGGGCGAUCUGGUUAUCGGGGCAGACGGAGUACACUCUAUUAGCCGGAAAGUAAUUUUUAAAGAUCGUUUCCAACCCUAUGGAUCGGGAAAGAGCGCUUUCCGUUUCCUGAUCACUAGAAAGUCCGUCCAAGACGACCCUAUGACAAGCAAGUUUGCUCAGGAAGAUGGCGAACUACUUAUUUGGUACGCUUCGGAUCGAAGAAUUGUCGUCUACCCCACCACAAACAACGAACUUCUCAAUUUUGUCUGCAUCCAUCCAGACAGCGAAAGUUCAGCCGGGUCUGAUACUUGGAACAAUCAAGGAAAUCACGAGAAGAUGCUCGAAGUAUACAAAGAGUUUGACCCAGCAGUCCUGGUCCUUCUCAAGAAAGCUGAUGCUGAGACUUUGAAAGUCUGGAAAUUGCUUGAUAUGGAUGUCCUCCCAACAUGGGUAGAUGGGCACUUAGCAUUACUCGGUGAUGCAGCCCAUCCCUUCUUACCACACCAGGGUCAGGGAGCUGGAUGUGCAAUCGAAGAUGCAGCAAGUCUGGCUGUUGUGUUGCCAAGGGAUACUCCGCGGGAAGAGAUCAAAGAGCGCCUGCAGCUGUACGAGAGGAUCAGGAUGAAGCGUGCUAACAGUAUCCAAGAAUUCUCACGAGUCGCAGGAAUGGAUCUGAAGAGCAAUAUAGAACUUGACAUGCAAGCUCACACCAAUUACAAUUUCGGCCAUGAUGAGUGGGAUAAUUCUACACAAGAUCUGCGUAAAUGGACGUGGGCAAGGAACCCCUCAAUUUACUGGAGAAUGCCAAUUGCUUUUGGACCCAUGCCUGGGCCCCGCCAGAAUUUCUCAGGAAAAGCACGAGAGUCGAGCGAAUCUACUUUCACAACCGCGUCCAUAAAAUUCAAGACCUCUCGAACCUUGCUUCAGAAUCUGUUUCCGCCAAACAGCACAUCUUACAGGUUCAAGUCCCCAGGGACAGUAGCCUACGCCUCCUUUUCUCAAACUACUCUCAAUAAAAUGGACUGGUUGGGAGGCUCGGGGUACAAGCACAUCGGUCUCUACAUCCAUGGCGUAGAGUACGUGAAGAAGAAUGGCGACAUCAUUAGUGGCACUUAUAUGCCACUCCUCUUUGAAAACUUGACCGAUCCCAUAGUGUCCGGUCGAGAGGAACUAGGAAUGCCUAAACUGUACACCUCCGUCGACAUACACCGCCGAGAAAAGUCCUACCGAAUCAACACUGGCUGGGAAGGCGCGGUAUGGGGCAAUUUCGUAUUGGAAGGGCUUGAGGACAGCGAUCCGGCUGCCGACAAAGGAAGUAUCAGUGGUGAAGACGAUGAUGGGAUCUUAGUCUAUCGAUACAUCCCCAAAGUCGGGUACGCCAAACGAGGUGAGACUGAAGCAGAGUAUCCUGUCUUCGUGCCGUACGCAGAAGAUUCAUUGCAGCCACAACCCAAGAGGAUAUGGAAGGCGGGCAAGGCGAGUUUUAAGCUUGAUCCGAUGGAUUGGGAGGCACUGCCCACGCUCCAUCAUAUCAUUUCUCGAUUGGCGGAGUUACCGGUGUACGAGGUGAUGGGCGGGAAGGUGGUAGAGGGACUUGGGGUGCCAGAUGUUAGGGCCGCUCAGAGGAUAGAGUAG
Messenger RNA from Lachnellula hyalina, 2118 nucleotides. Its product is annotated as FAD-dependent monooxygenase. The transcript is spliced from 9 exons. Lineage: Eukaryota; Fungi; Ascomycota; Leotiomycetes; Helotiales; Lachnaceae. The coding region runs from base 1 to 2118 and encodes 705 amino acids. Gene Ontology annotation, molecular function: lyase activity; monooxygenase activity; FAD binding. The record is from RefSeq and is a predicted model, not a curated record.